GGACUGUCUUGCUUCGCAUUAAGUCAUGCUCUCUCUUCCCUCUUUGCCAACACCGGCUUCGUUCUUUUGCCCACCAACUUGCCAGCGGUGAGAGCUACUAACAAGCACCGUUCAAUUGGUUCAUAAUGGAACUCAAAGCUCUGCUCCUCGCCGGAGCGCUGCUCCUACAAGGGCAAUCCGCCAUCGCGAUAGAGCCGACGCGGCAGCCGCACCAACCGACCGGCAACGGCGACAAGAUCCUGACAUGGAACGAGACGAUGGUGAACAACGAGUUCCGCGCGAGCUCCCGCUCCGUGAGCUGGCUGACCGGCGGUGAAGACGGCCAGUACAUCUACAGCGGCGACGGCGGCGCGCUGGUCCUCGAGAACUUCAUCACGGGCGAGAGCUCGACCUUCGUCGCCGCCGACCUGAUCCCCGAGGGGCUGGUGGAAUACUGGAUCCGCCCAGACCUCGCCAAGGUGCUGUUCGCGACGAACUACACGAAGCAAUACCGCCACUCCUACUUCGCCGACUACUCCGUCCUCGACGUCGCGACGGGCGAGGUGACGCCGCUGGUGGAUGACCAGGCGGGCGACAUCCAGUACGCAGAGUUUGCGCCGGCGGGCGACGCGAUCGCCUUCGUGCGCGGCAACAACCUGUUCCUGAACAAGAACGGCGCCGUCUCCCAGAUCACGGACGACGGGUCCGCGGACCUGUUCCACGGGGUGCCGGACUGGGUGUACGAGGAGGAGAUCUUCGGCGACCGCUCCGCGCUCUGGUUCUCGCCCGACGGCGAGGUGCUCGCGUAUCUCACGUUCAACGAGACCGGCGUCGAGACUUUCACGGUCCAGUACUUCAUGGAUAACCAGGACAUCGCCCCCGUGUACCCGCAUCUGCUCGACUUGCGGUACCCCAAGGUCGGCACGACGAACCCGACUGUGUCGUUGACGCUGCUGAGGAUCGAGGGCGAGGAGAAGGUGGCGGUGCCGAUUGACGCGUAUCCGGCUGAGGAUCUGGUCGUGGGCGAGAUUGCGUGGGUCACGUCUGCCCAUGGCAGCGUCAUCUACCGUGCUUUCAACCGCGUGCAGGACACCUCCAAGCACGUGCGUGUGGAUGUGGGCGACGCGAUCACCACGGAAAUCGUCAGGGAGCGAAACGGAACCGAGGGGUGGCUGGACAACGACAUGGGGAUCGAAUUCGUCGGGCCUAUAAACGGUUCGACCGGGGAAUACUACCUCGACGUUUCCGACGAGUCUGGGUGGCAGCACAUCUACCUCUACGCAGUUGACGGAUCCAGCACCACGGCCCUCACCGAGGGAGAGUGGGAGGUAGCGCGCAUCCUCAAGGUCGACACCGAGCGCGAGCUGGUGUACUACACGUCGACCCAAGCGGACAGCACCGAGCGCCACGUGUACUCCGUCUCCUACUCGAGCAAAGAAUCGAAAGCCCUCGUCGACGACACCGUCCCCGCCGUCUGGAGCGCAUCGUUCUCCUCCGGCGGGGGGUACUACAUCCUCAGCUACUCCGGGCCGGACGUGCCGUACCAGGAACUGUACGCCAUCAACGACACCGCGACGCCGCUGCGCACCAUCACCUCCAACGAAGCGCUGUGGAACAAGCUGCAGGAGUACAACCUCCCGAACACGACCUACUUCACUCUCACCCACCCCGACGGCUACAGCCUCAACGUGAAGCAGCAGCUCCCGCCGAACUUCGACCCGUCGAAGAAGUACCCCGUGCUGUUCACGCCGUACGGCGGGCCGGGCUCGCAAGAAGUGUUGAAAUCCUUCGACUCGAUCGGCUGGGCCGCGUACAUCGCCUCGGACCCCGAGCUCGGGUUCAUCCAGUACACCGUCGACAACCGGGGCACGGGGUUCAAGGGGCGGGCGUUCCGCGCGCUCGUGGCCUCGCACCUCGGCGAGUUCGAGGCCGCCGACCAGAUCUGGGCCGCGCAGCAGCUCGCCGCGCAGAACGCGUUCGUCGACGCGGGUAGGGUGGGGAUCUUCGGGUGGUCGUACGGCGGGUACCUGUCCUCGAAGGUGCUGGAGGCGGACUCCGGCGUCUUCACGCUGGGCCUCAUCGUCGCCCCCGUCAGCGACUGGCGCUUCUACGACAGCAUGUACACGGAGCGGUACAUGAAGACGACGCAGCUGAACCCGGAGGGCUACGCGCGGUCCGCGGUCCGCGGCGUCGAGGGGUUCGAGCAUGUCGCGGGCGGGUUCGCCAUCAUGCACGGCCUCGGGGACGACAACGUGCACUACCAGAACUCGGCGGCGCUGGUGGAUCUGCUGGUGGGGGCCGGGGUGUCGCCCGAGAAGAUGCAGUGGAGGGUUUUCACGGACAGCGAUCAUGGGAUCUCGUAUCAUGGCGCGUCGACGUAUCUGUACAAGUUUAUGACGGAGCUGCUGUUCCGCGAGAAGAGCAGGGAGAGUGGGGGGUUGGCGCAUCAGUGGACGAGGAGGGCGAAGGGGUGGUUUGUGGGUUAGAUGUAGGUUAGGUAAAUGUAAUAUUUGCAUAUCAGGGCUGGGUAUAAACUGUUUUCAGAUAGCUCUAAGCAAUAUAAAUAAUUCGUAACUUAACACCGAGCGUCAGGGUCAAUGGGCUUUCGUGCCGAUUAGUCGCCCGCGACUUAUAUGAGAUC
Hypoxylon fragiforme is the source of this 2620-nucleotide messenger RNA. Its product is annotated as dipeptidyl peptidase IV N-terminal region-domain-containing protein. The transcript has a single exon. The coding region runs from base 126 to 2465 and encodes 779 amino acids. Gene Ontology annotation, biological process: proteolysis. NCBI's taxonomy places the organism in Eukaryota, Fungi, Ascomycota, Sordariomycetes, Xylariales, Hypoxylaceae. Gene Ontology annotation, molecular function: serine-type peptidase activity; dipeptidyl-peptidase activity. The record is from RefSeq and is a predicted model, not a curated record.